AGAGCCGCCCUGAAGACAGGGGCCCCUUUUGAAUGACAGCGCUUGGGAAGGGAGACGAAUAUUUGUCUGAUUUCCCGCAGCCACAGCGUCGAUGAGAAGCAGUCGAGGAACUCCAUUCUAACUGAAUGGAUUGGUAUGGGGAGAAGCGGACCUCCAAACUCGGCUAAGCGGCAGCUUUGGGACUGUAUAACACUGACGAUGGUUUUACUUUCGCUGCUGUUUCGACCAGCUAACUGCCAGCAGUGUCGAAUCCAGCGCUGCAAUGCAGAGUACGUGGCUUCGACUUCACCCUCUAGUGGUCUGCAGGAAGAGCUUCCUCUGGACGUGGACUACUGCAUUGCCCUGCGGGCCUACGCUCUGUGCACUCGACGCACAGCGCGCAGUUGCAGGGGUGACCUGGUUUACCACUCGGCUGUCUUCCGCAUUAAGGAGUUAUUCUCCCAGCACAACUGUUCCAGCGAUGGGCCCACUUCCUCUGCCAAGGUCCCCAGUACAUCUCGACCCGCCGUGUCUGAGCUGUGCGACUAUGAGAACCGGGUCCUGGUCUCGGGCCAGGCCGGCCAGCAAAAGAAAUACGCCCACUGUGGAUUAUUCGGAGACCCCCACUUACGGACUUUCCGGGAUAAGUUUCAGACCUGCAAGGUAGAAGGGGCCUGGCCUCUGAUUGAUAACCGCUUCCUGUCAGUGCAGGUGACCAAUGUGCCAGUCGUCCUAGGGUCCAGUGCUACGGCAACCAGCAAGAUCACGGUGAUCUUCAAGUCGUACCACGGCUGCACAGAUCAGAAGGUGUACCAGGCCACCACUGAAGACCUGCCCCUGGCCUUUCAGGAUGGGACACGCAGCGGUGGUGAGAGCGGCAGCCUGACGAUCGUAGAGCGGGGUGGCUCUGGAGCAGGCCGGCAGGUGAAGAUCCAGGCCCGCUACAUCGGCACCUCCAUCAUUGUCCGGCGUGUGGGCAGCUACCUGACCUUUGCCAUCCGCAUGCCGGAGGAUACCCUGGACUUCUCUGAGGACAAUGGCGGGCUGCAGCUUUGCUUGCAUGGCUGCCCGAACAACGAGCUCAUCAAAGAGUACAUGCUGGGCCGCCAGACUCAGCACCCUCGCCUGUCUGGCCCUGGGCAGGGCACCAACACAGAGCUAGGGCCCUUGCGUCCCCCCCACCAGAUCUAUACGGUGGAGCGGGCCACGGCCAAGUGUAGAGAGACUCUCCAGGUGGAGGAUGUGUAUUUCCAGUCCUGUGUGUUUGACUUGCUGACCACAGGAGACCCUGAGUUCUCCAUGGCAGCCUACGGUGCUCUGGAGGAUUUAAAGGCACUGCCUCCCAGUAAACUGAAGCAGAAUUCCCCAAGGACUCCUCGUCUUUACAACCAAGGGGUGUCACACACGCUGGCCACAGCAGCAACCAGCACCCGCUCCCUGCUCCCACUCCUACUCCUCAUUCUGCUGCUUUUGUAAGAAAAAAAAUAUAUAUAAAUAAAAAAAGAGAGAAACAUGUAAACAAACACAAAGUGGAAGCAUUACCAGCUUGAGGAUAGAGUGCCGUUAGACCUCAAACAUAUAUAAUUGUUUUUGUGUAUGUUUUGCAUUUGUGAAUGUUGUUCCUGUUUGUCAUUUGAAGGAUUUAGCACUCACAAAAGAUGCCAUUUUCUGCCGCGGCUGCAUUUUCUGUGGACUGAUACGUAGACCACUUCAAACUGAAUGCAUGCAAUCAUGAGGCUUUGAUUGAGGGUUAAGUAUGAAAUUCUUAUGUCAUUUUCACCCAACACUUGUAAAUUGGAUUAAAACAGAUAAACAGAGUCUUUUAAAAUGUGAAACUCAAAGCAUGCUUGUCUGUGCUGACCUCAAGGCAGCUAAUCAGAAUGAUUUUGUAAAUAUAUCCACUGAGAAACUCAUCACAGUGCACAACUUCAAAACGGGUCAUGGUUUCAUCAUGUAUAGACUUAAAUAUGUUAAAAAUGGUCUUUUUGUGCAGAGAUGUCUCUUUGGUUAUUAGAUCCUGUAUAAUCCAGUAAUAUCUAUAGCACUUAAUGGUCAACACUCCAAGUCCGGGUAAUUUCAGUGUUCUGUUUUUUUUUUUUUCCUUUUCUUUUUUGUAAUAAUUGGCAUACUAAUUACACAGGAUCCAACAACUGUAUGUAAAAACUACCUAUCCAUAAUGUAUAAUGUUUUGCUGUGCUAUUCUCAACAGUUCACUGUACUCAAGUGUGAUAUUUCUAUCACUUCAGUGAAACACUCCCUCUUCAAGCUGCUUGGCUUCCAGUUUUAAGGUUGAAAAAACAAACAAAUCUCUAUAUAAUAAUAUAUUGAAAGAGUGUAUAUAUGUGUUUUAUAUUGUGUACAUUUGCCUGUGUAUAGACGUUUUAACUGUAAUAUGCUUUACAUUUGUUGUGAUUAGUUAGGUUAUUUUGAGAAAAGUAAACUAAUAUGUGUUGUACUGUAUCUGUAAUUUUCUGUAUUAAAGUGUUGGACACUCCUGACGA
Molecule: messenger RNA, 2480 nt
Organism: Myripristis murdjan (pinecone soldierfish)
Lineage: Eukaryota; Metazoa; Chordata; Actinopteri; Holocentriformes; Holocentridae
Gene: rgmd
Product: RGM domain family, member D
Exons: 3
Coding region: 136-1455 (439 amino acids)
Biological process (GO): BMP signaling pathway
Cellular component (GO): plasma membrane
Molecular function (GO): coreceptor activity
Source: RefSeq, a predicted model, not a curated record